AUUAACAAACAGAACUAUUUCAACACAUUUAAUUAUUUCCUUGGAGUAAAAUUGAAUCUCCCGCACAAACGUGAGAUAGCUGCGCGGCGUCGAAUAUCGAUACGGAAACAGCGCUACCAGUGCCGCCUUGCGGCCGCGCACUGUACUAAUGACGUGUUCUACGGCGUCCUCAGAUUUUAUUCACGGAAAGUGUAUCGCCAUAUUGCUUCCGUGAAUUCAGUGAAAUAUUUGUGCAUUUCUCUAAAAUUAUGACUAUAAUAUCAAAAUGAAGUGAUAUAAAACAAUCCUCAAACGUUUACUGAUAAGCGGGAUUCCUUUAUAUGUUUCUCACAUCUUGAUAUCGCGUAAAAAAGUUUAGAGUCGGCGUUUCGAUGUCAUUUGAGAAAAUGGAAGUAGUUAAUCCAGCUGAAAAGGAGGCGAGCGAAGUUCUGCAUUCACUGUUAUCAGUAGAGCGGCGUAGUGUUGACAGUAAAGAAGCAAUCAUCGUAUCAAUACCGUCAGACCAGAACGGAGGAGGUGAAUAUGGUGAAAGUGCUCAGUGGCAUACACCAGUAAUGGGGCAACAUUCAGUAUUUGAACUUGGUGGCUCUCAAAAUAUGCAACAACAUAACUAUAAUGGGCACCAGGAACAGGUAUUAUGGCAAAGCCAUACAAUACAAGUAGAGAAUGGUGAUGGCAAUCUCCAAGGCAUGCAGACACAAUAUAGUAUAGAGUUUGAGGCUAAUGUUGAGAACCAAGAGAUGGAUGUGGAAACAAAGCCUAAAAUGGAGAAGAAAGCUGGUAUAAAAAGAAAGAAGAAAGUAGCAGAGUCAGAUAGUGAUGAUGAAGUACUUGGAAAUUCUUUAGAGGACAAUCCUGAACAGGUAAAAGAAAGGCUGAGGAGGGGUUGUGAUUGUAAAGACAAUUGUUAUCGAGGGCUCAACCCUGAAGCUGUGUAUCGGCACCGUCUUAAUAUUGCGGAAUUAACGAAAAGUGAACAUGACAUGUAUUUGAUGGGAAUCACUAUGGCCAGUCUUGCAAAUCCAGCAGAGACAUCAAGGCAUAAAGUAAGAAGGAGAUUACGUGCCUGUUAUGUAUACCAAGGGAGAAAGGUAUGUCUGGAGGCUUUUCUGUACCUCGAAAAUGUUACUCACUAUCAGUUAAAACGCAUUCGACAACAUGUGAUGACGCACGGAGUAGCCCCUCGCAUACACGGCAAUGUGGGCAAGAAGCCUUACAACACCUUUACAUUGGAUAUUUAUAAACAUGCAACGAAUUUCUUAAAAGAAUAUUUAAAACAACAUGCAAGUUCACCUAAAGAUGUCCAACCAUCUGCCGAAAGUGGCAAGAAGGGAAGUAAGACAGUUAUCAUACAAGGUGACUCUAGGAAACAUUUGUUUGAAGCUUACAAGGAGUAUGGAGAGAUUCUUGAACCUGGUGUGAAACUAAUGGGCUACUCAACGUUCCGCGCAUUUAUGAAAGAUCAAUUCCCUCACGUUAAAUUCGCGACGAAAAAGCAGGAACUAUCGAAAGACAUGGUGCCAUUCCGCAGCGGAAAAUGCAUGACGUACGAUAAAAAUAAGGACCCGCUCAGAAUACAACAAGAGAAAGAAAAGGCAGAUGCCAAGAAAGCAGCAAUGGAAGCUAAGAAAAAAGAAGAACAUGAUAGAGAACACGCACAACAACAAGCUCAACAGCAACAGGUUCAACAACAACAACAACAGCAGCAGCAGCAAGUGCAACAAGUACAAGUUCAGCAUCAGCAAAUGCAAGGUCAGCCGCAUGUUGUGAUACACCAGCAGCAGUCUCAACAGCAGCAGCAAAUGCAGCAACAAAUGCUGGUGCCUCAAGUGAGUCAACACCAGCAAGUUUUAACACAACAAGUUGGUGGUGUACAACAAGUGUCGCAACAACACUGUGUACAGCCACUCGGUGUAUCUGAAGAUAAUGGCCAGCCAGUUGAAAUGGCACAGCAAGUGCACACAAUUCCUCUCGCAGUAGUACAACAGCCACAACAAGCGUAUGCUAUAGUGACACCUGUAUCACAUUUCCAAACACGUGUACAGGGCACUUGGUACAGACAUUGACAGGAUAAUGUAUUAUCUGUGGAAUCAACUAAUGGGAAGCACAAAGUUUACUUAUAAGUUACUUUGGUCCCAUACUGGUCUUAUGAAUAUGUUUAUGUGCAGAAUAUUAAAGAUGCAGUAUCCAGUUUUGUUCUCAUUACAAAUAAAGUAGAUUAUAAAUCGAAGCCUUAAUCUAGUCUUGAUACAAAAUAUUCAUUUAAUUUGAAUAUAGAACACUCGCAAAUGGUGCAAUGUCAAAAUGACGUUUUAUAAUUUCAAGAUGGGGUUGUGCCUGCAUUCAUAAACAUUUUUAUAGGUAUGUACUUACUUGUAACCUGGCAAUAAGUUAGCUGAUAGACCUUUUCAGUAUUGGUUGAGAACGGAUUAUACAAUAAUUUUUAAGAAUAAUAUUAAUCAUAUUUACACAAUUAGCUGUAGCUAUGUAGUUUAUUUUAUGAUAAUUAAGAGGAUUAGGCAAGUUUACUCUUUGGAGUGAUGAUUACAAAGCAAUUUUAAAUAUUUUAGGACUAAUAAACCAAAAUUUUAUUUUUCUUUGAAAAGCCUAUUCUUCUUUUAUUAUCAAAGUCAGAGUGCUCAUUGUGUUUCUAGUAUAUCUAGUGUAUUUUAACUAUUUCGAUAUUUUUUUUAAAUCAUCACAAGACAUAUUAAGUUAAUGAAAGCAGUGCCUUCAUACUCGAAUUAGUUUGAUUCAAUUUUAGACUCAAUGAUGGGGUUUUAAUACUUUUCGAUUUAUACAUAUCAAUUUGAAAACUGCUUUUAUUACAAAUUGUAAUCAUUGCGGAAAUUUAAUGAAAACCUCCUUGCAGCUAUU
This is a messenger RNA of Pieris rapae (cabbage white), 2877 nucleotides long. RefSeq lists its product as uncharacterized. NCBI's taxonomy places the organism in Eukaryota, Metazoa, Arthropoda, Insecta, Lepidoptera, Pieridae. The transcript is spliced from 4 exons. The coding region runs from base 372 to 2066 and encodes 564 amino acids. The record is from RefSeq and is a predicted model, not a curated record.